AUGGAGCGAGGUGGCGGGUGGUGGGGCGGGGGGUGGGGCCUCGUUGGGGGGCGAGGCGGGCACCUCUCGGCUAAAUUUAGCCCACCUCAAGAAAACAUCAAUCGCACCAACACAUGCGCACAAUUACACUCGACCCCCCCCCCCCCCCCCCCGCGCUGCCCGCUGCACGCCUCGCCGAAGGCCGUGCGGCGGCGUGGUUUAGCGACAACUGGCGUUAUCGUACCUGACGCCACCUGGCCCACCUUCGGCCAAUCAGCGCGCAGCACACCUGCGCAGCUCGAUAAAAGGGCGGGCCGCGCGAAGGGGCACCUGGGCGCACCUGCCGCGCGCGCCAGG
Molecule: messenger RNA, 336 nt
Organism: Iphiclides podalirius (scarce swallowtail)
Lineage: Eukaryota; Metazoa; Arthropoda; Insecta; Lepidoptera; Papilionidae
Source: the annotation of a GenBank genome assembly